Messenger RNA from Tinamus guttatus (white-throated tinamou), 1740 nucleotides. NCBI's taxonomy places the organism in Eukaryota, Metazoa, Chordata, Aves, Tinamiformes, Tinamidae. The record is from RefSeq and is a predicted model, not a curated record.
AUGGAAAUUCUAUUUAUUGUUAACUACUGUCAAGUUGCCAACAUCACAAGCUCUGAUGAUGAACAAGAUUCUUUUCAUGAUUUAAGUGAGCUUGAAGGAGAGGAAAAUAUUAAUGGCUCUGGAACUGAUGCAGUUCAGAGUACAGCUAUGUAUAUGGAAGCAGAUGACACCUUAUCAUCCCAUUUGGCUGCUAAUACACAAACGUGUAGUGACCAGAAUAAUACCAAUGGUUUGAUAAGGAAGACAAUAAAUGGGAUUGAGACUCAAACACGCAAUAGUCAAGGCUUAAUACCACCUCACAUCAGUCAGAUAUAUGAUGAAUUAUUUGUCAUACAUCAGAAGCUCCAGCGAGAAGCUCUACUUUUUAGACACGAAGCAGCUUUGGCUAAGAUAAGAGAUGUUGAAGAAGAAGUGCAUACAAAAUUUCGAAUAAUAAAAGAGCAACAUGAGGCCGAAGUUAAACAACUGACAGAAGCCUUGAGAGAAAUAACUAAAGAAAACAGACGGCUGAAAUCAUCAUUUGAUACCUUGAAGGAAAGGAAUGACUCCUUAAAAAAACAGUUAAGUGACAUCAGCGAGUUGAACAAGAAGCUGGAAGGUCAAGCAAGAAAAGUACAAGCUCGUUUAGAGAAUCUACAAAGAAAGCAUGAAUUUUUGACAGUACAGAAAUCUAAGGAUGUAUAUCAAGUGGUGCAACAAAGUAAACCUGUCAAGCAAGAAAAAGGAACAGUGGUGUCCAAAAUUGCUAAGGUACCAUUGAAUUUACAAGUUUAUGAGCUUUUAACUGCUCUUAUGGAUUGGAUCUCGGACCAGGAUCUUAGCAAAGUAAAAACACAAGAAGAAAGAGAGGGCAGUCAUAAACUUCUGCUUACCCAGAACUCCAAAAAAACGUACACCCAGGAGAAGUGUAUGAAGCUUUUGCCUGUAGUUGCUGAGCAACUCCAGUGGAUGCCAUUUGUGAAUUCUAAACUACAUAUGCCUGUGAUUAAAUUUAUUUACUGGUCUAUAAGACAGCUAGACACCGGUAUGCAGCAUGCAGCAAUGGCAUCAACAAUGAGGAGACUUGGUGAAGAAGUUUUUAAAGGCGUGGCGAGUAAAGGAAGGCUGCACAGUUCUCCUGAACAGCCUAAUGAAAGUAAAUCAAAAUCAGCAGCUUUCUUUAAGAGCUCCUUCAUGCCUCUGAGGUUUCUGUCAACUUUAAUUGUUCUCAAGACAGUGACACAAGCAGACUACCUGGCUCAGGCAUUUGAUUCCCUUUGCGUAGACUUGAAGACAGAUGAAGGAAAGUCUUUAUUUUUGGAGUACCAGUGUGUGCCUGUCUUACUAAAUCACUUAAAAAUAUCCAGCAAAGGUCUGCUUUCCAGUGCUCUUGAUGGAUUACUUCAGAUGACCAUGGAGUCUGAUUCCCUGCAGCCUUUCCUGGAAGCCUGCAGUAACGAAUCCUUUUUCCGUACAUGUUCUGUAUUACUUCGAACACCUAAGCUAGAUCUUCAGAUUUUGGAAAAGCUCUGUGUGAUACUGCAAAAGCUCUCCAGAAUAAAAAGUAAUAAGAAGAUGUUUGAAUUGUUUACUCUUCACCUAAUGAUCCAAGAACUGCAGAGAACAACACACCCGGAUCAUGCCUUUCUCUGUAUAAACCUUAAUUCAAUUCUGUUUAAUUUGGGACUGGCAAGGAGUAACUCCCUUGCCUCCAGUCCAAGCACAAGUCACUAGAAUUAUCUUUCAAUCUAAUUGUUUUUC